Homarus americanus (American lobster) is the source of this 6756-nucleotide messenger RNA. Its product is annotated as tolloid-like protein 2. The record is from RefSeq and is a predicted model, not a curated record. The coding region runs from base 225 to 3062 and encodes 945 amino acids. Gene Ontology annotation, biological process: proteolysis. Lineage: Eukaryota; Metazoa; Arthropoda; Malacostraca; Decapoda; Nephropidae. Gene Ontology annotation, molecular function: metalloendopeptidase activity; zinc ion binding; calcium ion binding. The transcript has 16 exons.
GGUUCAUAAGUGACAUUGCACUACCCAACGAGGUCUAUGAGAGGGAGUUGACGCUACAGCAGCUAUCCCUCGAGGCCUCCUCCACCCACGCCCUCAACCACACCCACGCCCGCCGCCCCGCCCUCACACCCGCCCUCACACCCGCCACCCCCCGCCCACACCGCCCACGCGACCCACGCCGACACCGAAGGAAAGAUGAAGCAGAGAGGAAGAAACGACGGCGGAUGCACAAGAAACACAAACGCAGGAAAGGGCGGAAAGGGAGAAAAGGGAGGAAAGGGAAGAAAGGGCGUGGGAAGAUGCGGAGAGAAGUGGAUGCCGCGGGGAAACGGGCGGUGAGGAGGUCUAGGGCGAGAGGAAACCUGGAGUACCGUCGACACAUCAGGGGCAGGGCUCGUAGGGCGGCAACAGCCAGGAAGGAGCGGGUGUGGGACUUCGGCGUGAUCCCUUACAUGAUCGACAGUAACUUCACGGGGGCGGACAAGGGGCUGUUCAAGCAGGCCAUGAGACACUGGGAAAACUUCACCUGUAUUCGCUUUGUAGAGAAGACUGACGAACAUCCUAACUACAUCAUCUUCACCGAGCGGGAGUGUGGGUGUUGCUCGUUCGUGGGCAAGCGUGGGAACGGCCCCCAGGCUCUGAGUAUUGGCAAAAACUGUGACAAGUUCGGCAUUGUUGUCCACGAGCUGGGUCACGUGGUGGGCUUUUGGCACGAACACACCAGGCCGGACCGUGAUAACCAUGUGGUGAUCAUACGAGAGAACAUACAGACUGGUCAAGACUACAACUUCAACAAGCUGACGUCAGAAGAGGUCAAUUCCCUGGGACUUCGUUAUGAUUUCAAUUCCAUCAUGCACUACGCCAGGGCUACCCACUACCAGGCGACCUACUUGGACAUCAGGCCCCGACCAGAACCCAACCAAGAGACUCUACCAGAAAUAGGACAGCGAAUCAGACUCUCAGAGGGUGACAUCUCCCAGACCAACCUACUUUAUAAGUGUCCAAAGUGUGGGAGAACCUACCAGGAGAACGCGGCCAUGUUCUCCUCUCCGUCAUACGUCAACUCUGCGCCGCCGCCCGGAGGAGAGAAGUGUGAGUGGCGGAUUACGGCGACGCAUGGUGAACGUAUCGUACUGAACGUCACCACAAUGGAUAUUUUCAAGAGUGACGGAUGCAAGACGGAUUACCUGGAGAUACGUGAUGGAUAUUGGCACAAGAGUCCAUCCCUUGGUCGGUUCUGUGGGGGUCUGAGGUUCCCUGAGACCAUUGUGUCUACUGGCAGCCGCAUGUUGGUCACCUACGUCACCUCCGUCAACCAAAAUGGCCACAAGGGCUUCACCGCUGCCUACGAGGCUGUGUGCGGGGGAGAACUGUCAAUGGAAGAAGGUCACUUAGAGAGUCCCAACUACCCAGAUGACUACCGGCCAAACAAGGAGUGUGUCUGGAAAAUCACAGUUCCUGAUGGGUAUCAAGUGGCUCUCAGAUUCCACUCAUUUGAAAUUGAAAAUCAUGAUGACUGUGUCUACGACUACUUGGAUAUCCGUGAUGGUCAUGAAGAAAACUCCACAUUAAUUGGUGUUUUUUGUGGCUAUAAAAAACCAGUGGAUAUCAAAUCAGCAUCAAAUAAGAUGAGAAUAAAGUUUGUGACAGAUGGUUCAGUACAGAAAGCUGGAUUUUCUGCCACAUUUUUGAAGGAAUAUGAUGAGUGUUCAAGUUUAGACCACGGAUGUGAACACAAUUGCAUAAAUCAGCUUGGAAGUUAUGAAUGUCGCUGUAAAAUAGGGUAUGAACUCCACUCGGAUGGGAAAAGGUGUGAGGAUGCAUGUGGUGGGAAGAUUGACCAACCAAAUGGAACAAUAACCAGCCCUUCUUUCCCCGACCUUUACCCUGUCAACAAGAACUGUAUAUGGGAAAUUAUUGCACCGCCCCAAUACCGAAUUACUCUAAACUUCACUCACUUCGACCUGGAGGGCAACAAUCAAGAUUGUGAGUACGACAGUGUUGACAUCCGUAGCAAACUGGGAGUGGCAGAAAUGAGAAAACACGGGGUGUUUUGUGGACAGCGCCUGCCGUCGGUCAUAACAUCAGAGGGCAACAGUCUUCGUAUAGAAUUUAAUUCGGAUAAUUCUGUACAGAAAAGUGGUUUUGCUGCCGUUUUCUUCACAGACAAAGAUGAGUGUGCUACUGACAAUGGUGGCUGCCAGCACGUCUGUAAGAAUACCAUUGGUUCUUACGUCUGUUCUUGUUCAAAUGGCUUCACUUUGCAUGAGAAUGGCCACGACUGCAAGGAAGGAGGAUGUAAACAUGAAAUAACUGCUCCAGUUGGAGAAAUCUUCAGUCCAAACUAUCCGGAUUAUUACCCUAGUCGAAAAGAUUGUGUGUGGCAGUUCACAACCACUCCAGGACAUAGAAUCAAAUUGGUAUUUGAUGAGUUUGAGAUGGAACCUCAUCAAGAGUGUACAUAUGAUCAUAUAGCACUGUAUGACGGCACUACCUCAGAAGCAGGCUUCCUUGGCCGGUACUGUGGGGCAAAAGUGCCACAUCCUAUAGUAGCCUUCAACAACCAAAUGUUUAUGGUAUUCAAGUCAGAUUCUUCUGUUCAACGGAAAGGAUUCCGAGCCAGACACACUACAGUGUGUGGUGGUGGUCUUAGAGCUACCAGCACUGUUAAGCACAUGUAUUCCCAUGCUAAGUAUGGUGAUCAAAACUAUGAUAAUAAAGAGGACUGUGACUGGAUCAUACAAGCAUCACCAGGAGAAAACGUCCACCUCACAUUCCUAACUUUUGAGCUUGAGGAUGAACAUGAUUGUGGAUAUGAUUAUGUUGAAGUGUUCUCAGGUUACAGCGACUCAGGACCUUCCUACGGGAAAUUCUGUGGAAAUACUAUUCCACAAGAAAUAGUGUCAAUUAAUGAUGCCCUCCUAGUGAGAUUUCGCUCAGAUGACACUAUAAACACAAAGGGAUUUUCCGCUGCCUACGUUGCAAUAGCAGAAGAAAGUUUGGCAGAAAAUAGCACUGGUGAUAAUAACAGUUUUAGCUACAGCUUCUCCAGAGGGUACUAGCAAAAUCUUCAUCUGCAACAUGAUCAAUAGUUAUGAGCCUUAACUUUGCUCUCCAUAUGUUUGCUUUCUUGUUCAAACUGCUGAAAAUGAGCUUAAUUGAAGUGCUGUAUAUGAGCUACAAUAAUUUUUUAAAAAUGCUUACAUUAAAUCCAGAUGAAGAGUAAAACAUUUUACUCUAUUUUGGGUUUACCUUCACUAAACUUUAUGAAGAGUUAUGGCCAUAAUAACAGGACAUGUUGCAGUAUACAAAUAGGUCAUCUUCUGUGUCUCAGUCUCUUAUUCUCCAGACCACUCCAUUCUUUCUUAAUGCGGUAAAUCUCGACAACGCCUUCUCAACUGUUGUCACCUCUCAGUUUGAUGUUUAUAGAAUGUAGAUAAGCAACAGUAGUUUAUUACUGUGUACAAUAUUAUGUUCUUGAUCAUGCCAAUACAGUAUAUGGCUGUGUCAGAUUUGUAGUCACAUAUGUUUUAAGUUUGGGUACAAGUACCUCAUCAUGAGUACUUACAGAGACGCUUCUUGUCACAUACCGUCUGUCAAACCUUGUUUAUUUAAUGGGGAUUAAAUAUGACUUUGCAUUAUUAACUUUGUAUUUGUUAAUUAUGCAAAAAUUUAACUUUUCUUAUAGCUAACAAAAAGUAAUUGCUAUUGGAAUGUCUAAAUACUAUAAUUAUUACUGUAGUGUACAGUAAAAAGUCAUAUUGAAGAGGUUUGACAAGUUAAGCUGAUUAUUAUAGUGGGGUAGAGUGAAUCUAAAAUAUGAAAUACACCUCACUUGUGUUCAGGCUUAGUCACAUCCCCAGUACCAAGUCAGUAAACUUACACUAAGAUUCAACUAGUAUAUAUAAUAUCUGAGCAAAUAAAUCAAUUGAUGAAUCCAUAUCUGGCAAAUGCGAGUACUUUUUUUUAUUAGUAAAUACUCCCAAAAAUAAUUUAAUAGUCAAAUUCAGGAAAUGCUGUAAAGUUGGAAAUAUAUUCAUGAAACAAUAAUACCAACAGAGCAUGGAAAUGUGCAAUGGCUGAUCUGAAAAUGUGUGUGUACGACCGACCCUGUUGAUGGCAGUAGUGUGUGCUGCUCACCAGUCAAAUGGACAGACACAUCACUGAUGAAUUUAUUCUCAUUUACACUAACCUGAUUACAUAUUAAUUGUAACUGUUGAUAAUAUGGUUUCAUGAGUAUAUUAAACUUAUCUCUUGCAAUUAUCUAGGUUUUUAUGUUAGUACUCUUUAUUAUUAUUAUUUAUUGCUUUAUUGACCUUACUGUCAUUGGCCAGUUAAAAGGACAUUGUUUUACCAAGCAUGACCUGACAACAUCAAAGUAUUCAGGGGGGUUAGAAAAAUAAGUUAUAAUCAAAAGCCUAGUGUAUCACCUUAUCAGCUAUAUAAAAGCAGCUUCUGAUUGGUGCCACCCAUAUAUGUGAUUUUCUGAUGAACAUUUAACAGAACACAUUCCUUUUUCAGUUUCUCUUUGAGUCUGCAAAAGGAUACAAAAAAAAAAUGGUUUGCAUAGAUGGCUGCCAUUACAAAAAGCUACAAAUAAUUAGCCUUUUCAUUGCCACAAACUUCUAGCAUAGAAUUAUCAAGAUUUAAAGAAGAAAAAAUCAAGCACAAAUGAAUUGCCAAAAUCUUUGCUAUGCCGAAAGAUUUCUCAUAUUUUAUACUUGCCAUAAUUCCAUAUUUUCCCUUGUAUCCCUUUAUUAUAAAUUUUGGUUGUCAACAUUCAUAAAAUCAAAGGUCCAUUAAAAUGAUGUGUAUAAAUAACUGCAAUGUGAAGAAUUUCUUAGAAAAACACAUUUAGCUGGUACUGAUUUACAUAUCACAGAUGUUGGUCUCUUCAAAACUAUGUCAUCCAGCCUUCAUUAUACAUGUAGGAACUAGUUGUGGAUUAAUUUCUGGUCGAAAAUUAUCAAAAUAUUUUGAUUACACAACAACUUAGAAGCAAAAUAGAGGUGAGGUUAUGGCUUUUUAGUUAUAUUAAAAUUUUAAAGUGGCAGCAAAACAAAACCCAAACUUUGUAUUGCACUUGGUCUACUUCAAAAGUUUAGCAGAGAACUAACUCUUCAUUGAAGGUUGAUCUUGUGUAUCAUAUAAGGUUCAGUCAGUGCCCACUUAACAUACUGAUGCAUUCCUGAAAACCUGUGUGUUAACUGGAUCUAUGUUAAGUGCACACUGAUAAUUUCCUUUAUUAUGACUGCUGUUCAUAGGAAAAUUGUUACACAAACUAUUUUCAUAUUCAUAGAAACCUCUGAAUGAAAAACAAAUUAACUCAAUAUAGUAAAGUAAUGAUAUUCUGCAACAGCAUUUCAAUUAGUAUACAGAAGACAGUGAAUAUCGACCUUACAGCUGCGGUGGCUCUAGCACAAACUCUGACUCUUGGUGUAUGAAAUAACAUCACGGUAGUGUGCCUGAGGUAUUGGCUAAUUUACGAAGCCUUGGAUUAUUGUAUUGUGCAUAAAAAAAUGUCUCGGUUAAUCUGAAAAUAGCAUUUGGACUUGAAAAUAAUUUAUAAACAAAACUGCCGUAGUGGGUCAUAAAGUAUUAGUAGACAGUUGCAUGUGUAGAACGUAGUAACACCAGACUGGGGAUUUUCCAUUAACAACAUUCCAACUAAAGUAACCAAGACUGAACAUAAGCUGUAGUCUGGCUGUACAGUGUGAAUAGAACAGUUGAUUUAUAAACAUGGUUUAGAUUAAUGUCUCUUCUGGUGGGUUUGUAUUGAACAGAAGUGACAAUUAAGACAAAAAAUACAAUGUAAAGGAAGGGAUAUUAGCAGGUAAACAAUACAAAACUAAGUAGUGAGGCUGUGCACAUACUCACCUGACAAACACAAAUGGUCAGGAUGAAGUACUGUAAAGAUUUAAAUCUAAUUACUAUAAAGUGUAUGUAGUGGGUUUGUACUGAAUAAAAAUAUUAAUUUCUAUGUUAUAAAAAUACUGUGCAACACUUGUUCAUAUUAACAUGUUGGAGGGCAUAUUAGCAUAUUUCAUAACAUGCUGACAUAUAUCCUAGUAUGUUUGCAAUGAACAAAUAUACUAUUUUUAUUGCAUAGACCAUUAUGUUUAUUUGCUGCAGGUGUACUGGAGGAGAUACUAACAUACAGUGUACAUGUGUUACCGUCCUCUACUUGCAUUAUAGUCAUCAAAGUCAAUUAGUUUACUGAGCUGUAUUCUUUAUUUUAAUUUUUAUAUAAACAUCACAGCUUUAAUGUGUUCAUUAAACACCACAAGCCCCUUAUUUUAUUCAAUGAAACUGUUAAUCAAACUAAUGACCUGAUUUUCAUCGCAUUAAAUCAUGUAAACAUGAGUGAGGUUGGUAACAGUGAAGGAAACAAGAUGGUGUUGGCCUCACUAUUACUUAACUUCACACAUAUAUCCUAUAUCACUCAAUACUGUAUGGUGAAAAUUAUGUCAUUUGUUUGGUCAGUAAUUUUUUAUAAUAGAAUUUAAGUACAUGGAAGGGAUCAGUGUACAUAUUAAAGCUUUGUUUUUCACAUAACAUUAAGAAUAUACCUCAGAUGGCAUACCAACACAUGCACUUACACACAGAAGCUAAACACAUCUCUUAUUUAAUCAAUGUUGUCAACACUUAGGUGCUCGUAGAUACUUCUAAAUCUCGGCCAAUUGCCCAUUCAGUCUUACUGCCCAAGGAAGAGUAUAAUAACAGCGUGCAGUGUUAAAAUACCUGGCAUCUUCAAAA